AUGUCCAGCCAGAAUAUUUUCAAACCGAUUCAAGUAGGAAGUGCUCAGUUGAGAAACCGGAUCGGAAUGUCUGCUCUUACGAGGAACCGUGCCGAAGCGACAUAUCCUACCGAACUUAUGAAGGAAUACUACGAGCAACGCGCUAUUGGCGGCGCAGGCAUCAUAGUCACAGAGGGCAUCCUCAUAUGUCGUCAAGGGACACCGUGGCCAAACGCUCCCGGACUCUGGGAUGAUAAACAUGUUACCGGUUGGAAAGCCGUGACUGAUGCCGUUCACGGGGCAGGUGGAAAGAUUUAUGCGCAGCUUUGGCAUGCGGGACGGCUUUCCCAUCCUGAUACGCCAGAACAGAAACUCGCUGGCGAGCCUGUAUACGCGCCAUCUGCAAUUGCUGCUAAAAGCCACGUUAGAUUCCGCCAAAUACCUGGAGAACCUGGGACAGUUACACCCACAGCUGUUGACGAUCCUCGGAUAUUGAUUGACAAAUACCGCCAUGCUGCGAUCAACGCCAAAAGGGCUGGCUUCGACGGGGUUGAAUUGAUGGCAUCUAGCGGUGUUCUUCCACAUCAAUUCCUCGACUAUAACAGCAACCAGCGUACUGACGAAUGGGGAGGUAGCAUUGAAAAUCGCUCAAGAUUCGGCAUCUCGGUGCUAAAGACUUUGAAGGAGGUCUAUGGUUCAGAUGUCGGCCUGAAGCUUAAUCCUGGUGCAGGAAUUAAUGAUCUCGGGAUGCCUCUGCAAGACACACUUGACACCUUCUCUUAUUUUAUAACUGAAGCUGACAAGCUGAAUCUUGCAUACAUUGCCCUCGUACGGUACAAUGCAGUGCAUGACGCACUUGUGAACGGGACAGCUCGAGGAACUGAUCAUGACGUACUCGAAUCCUAUCGUUCUUAUAUCAAGAACUCAAAGCUAUUUCUCAACUCAGAGGUCACACCAGAUGAAGCAGAGGAACUCAUCUCGGCCGGAAAAAUCGAUGGAACUUUCAUAGGACUAAGGUGGGCCACCCACCCAGAUCUCGUGAAGCGUAUAGAACAGGGUAUUCCACUGAAUAACCCUCCAAAAAUGCAAUUACUCCAAGCCACUGCGAGCAAAGAAGAUUAUGCCAGUGGAUAUACGGACUACCCCACCGCCGCGGCCGCUGCGUAG
This is a messenger RNA of Psilocybe cubensis, 1146 nucleotides long. RefSeq lists its product as uncharacterized. The record is from RefSeq and is a predicted model, not a curated record. Lineage: Eukaryota; Fungi; Basidiomycota; Agaricomycetes; Agaricales; Agrocybaceae. The transcript has 9 exons. Gene Ontology annotation, molecular function: FMN binding; oxidoreductase activity. The coding region runs from base 1 to 1146 and encodes 381 amino acids.